This is a messenger RNA of Meloidogyne enterolobii, 753 nucleotides long. The record is from the annotation of a GenBank genome assembly. Lineage: Eukaryota; Metazoa; Nematoda; Chromadorea; Rhabditida; Meloidogynidae.
UUAUUUAAAAGAUGUCAGGUUAGGCUAUCACUGUAACUGCCCUUAUAUUCCUCAAUUUUUUCGUUUCUUCCCAUUUAUUUUUUCAAUUUGCUGCUUGCUUUUUUGCACAAAAAUGUUCUUUUUUGUGUCUGAAUAAAUCGAUAAAUUUUACCUGAUCUUUAUCUUUUGGAAAAAUUUUUUAUAUUUUUUUAAUCUAUAGGAUUUCUAUUAUACAUUAGACAUUUGUAUAUAUUUUAAGAAUCUCCCAUUAAUCUAACUUGAUUAUUUUUGCCGAUAAAAAUGUCUUCUAAAUUAGUAAAAGUGGUCAAAACUACAAAUGUACCGGUAGCUGUUGAUAUUUACAGGUUGUUCACUCGUCUGUUGAUGAUGAGGUGUUUUAACUGGUGCUGCGUGUUACUGUUUUGGAUUUGGAUGGAGAGAUGAUCUCAUGGGGCUAUCCACCUGUCGAGGAGCUUAUCUUGUAAAAUAUUCUGUGAUAAAGCAAUAAAUUAUGGAAAUCACUUAUUGUUGUUGAUGGGCUGCGCCCCAAGUGUGCACAAUUGGAACGGGUUUGUUGGCUCACAGAAUCCUGCUAAUAAAUUUCGGAGUCCAUGUUGUGAAUUCCUUCUGCACAAUAUUGUUCCAGGACGUCGAAGAGGAGAGAACGAUGGAUUGGCAACAACAGCAGCACAAGAUAAUGACGAGAUUGACUUAAAUCUGCACAGACUACUAAGGCUACAACCGCCAAUUUCUAUUGGUAAAAUUUCUUUUUAA